AUGCGUGAGCUGUACGAACAUCCCUUUGUCAUCGAGUCACCACUUGACUAUGGGAUGGAAAUUCUUAUCAGGAGGAGCUACUCACCAGCACUGAGGCAGACUAUGGUGCAAGUAGAUGAAGAUCCGAUCAGAUUUGGGAUGGAGAUUCAAGUGGAGAGAGCAGAGGAUCCCGUGAUACCACAAUAUCAGGUUGGAGAGGGUUUCAGUCCUUAUGAGAUGCAUCAGCAGAGGCGUCAGGCUGAGCAGUUUCCGAUGGCUAGCUUCGAGCAUCUAGCUGCAGUCGGCAAAGCACCAGGAAAGGGUGGAUCUGCACUCAAACAGAUGGGUAAUAUGGGCAAUAGAGACAGUAACAGUGUUGGACGAGUACCAUCAGGGAGACUCAUUUUCCGUUUACAUGCUAGGAAGCGUGUGGCCCACUACUCGAACUUGCAUGUUUGCGAGUUGUACGACUCGGUUGGACAUUUCACCAGAGCAUGUCCCAACAUCAGGCGUCAUGUUCGUUGUUUCACUUGUGGAGUGAAGGGAUACUGUGCGACUUCGUGCCCGGGGACGUACGAGGAGACUCUAGUGGUUGAGCCAAAGCAAAGCCAAUGUACCAGAAAUUUAAUGAACAUUUUAAACAUCAAAAUAAAUUCAUAA
This is a messenger RNA of Arabis nemorensis, 639 nucleotides long. The record is from the annotation of a GenBank genome assembly. Lineage: Eukaryota; Viridiplantae; Streptophyta; Magnoliopsida; Brassicales; Brassicaceae.